AUGAUUAUACUCCAGUGUACUCCCCAUCGUUUCUCCGCUCUCCUGGCAGCGACCGUACUCUCUACACUCUUCUUCCCGGGUCCAUACCAUGUUCACGCCCAAUUUACUCUUCCGUCCUCCUUCAUAAACCCCCUGAUUGGCACCACCGGACCAGAACCGGGCCAAUCGGGUGGAAUGGUUCCCUCCGUAGCACCCCCCUUCGGUUCAUGUAAAUGGGUAGUCCAAAACCAACAAAACUGGGUCUCACGAACUUCAUUCAACUUCACCGAUGACUAUAAAGUCUACGGAUUCAUAGGAAGUCGUCAACCAGCCAUCUGGAUGGGCGAAAGCGCAUGGGCUGGUGUUGUUCCUGGGAGUGGCGAUAAAAUCAAAACAGGUUGGGACGAGAGAGGGAUGAACAGGGUAAAAGGGAGUGAAGAGUUUGGCGUUGGGUUUUACGGCGUUGAACUUGAGCAAGAAAAAGGGAAAAUCAAAGUUGAAAUGAGCGCAACGUCUCGAGUGGGCCACUUUCGUUUCACGUUCACGGAUACAGAACAACCGUACAUAUUCGUCCCCGUCACUCGUCAAUCAACACUGUUCCACACCCCGAAUAUCUUCAACCAUUCGUAUUUUCCAACUGGCACUGUUGAAAUUACGGAGAGUGGAGGGCAGAACCGUUCGCUCGAAAUAUGCGGAUCAAAUGAUGAAUUGCAAGACCAACUUCUCGCUCCUACAUCCAUUGCUGAAAAUGCGAAGAACUUCAAAGGCUUUAUUUGUGCCCGAUUUUCCGCUCACUCUUCGUAUGGUAUCACGUCCGGAAAUACCACGGAAGAGAAUGCGGUUUCUGGAAGUGGGCGUGAACUUGGUGCCUUUGUUCGAUUUAAAGCUACCCCCCACGCCAGCACGGUGGUUGACGUUCGGAUUGGCACCUCUCUGAUUUCGACGGAUCAGGCUCGUUGGAACAUUGAUAACGAAGUUCCCGAAGGGGAUGAAGUUGAAGCCACUCGCAAGAAGACAGAGGCAAAAUGGGCAGAAAAAAUCGGAAGAUUCGAGAUUGAUACGGACGACGAAGAGGGAAAGGCGGUCUUCUUAACCGCCGUUUCUAGAGCUACUCAGUUUCCCUACGAAGUCCACGAUCCAACCUCAGGAGGAGUGAGCCGUUAUUAUUCAGCCUACGACAAUGCAAUUCAUGAAGGAGAUUCAUACAACGGAUACUCGAUCUGGGACACUUACCGAGCAGCUUGGUCUUUCCAACUCCUCUUUGCACCCGAAAGAAUUCCUGGAAUGGUAAGGAGCAUGUUACACGACUUCAAAGAGGGCGGAUGGUUGCCUAUGUGGAAGAAUAUCGUCGAAACCAACAUCAUGGUGUCCACCCACUCCGACUCUCUCUUGGCCGAAGCCAUUCGAAAGGGGUUCCUAUCCGCGUUCACAGAUGGAGAACUGACGACGAUGUGGGAAGCAGUGUGGAAGGAUGCAUCUAUUCCGCCUGUGAAUGAUGAAAAUACGGUGUAUAGUGAUCGACAAGAAGGCGUGGACUUUGAAGCCCGAGCGGGUUUAACAACUUACAUGAACAAGUCGAUGGGUUGGGUAGCGGUGGAUGUCCACUCGGAGAGUGUCAGUAGGACGUUGGAUUACGCGUACGACGACCACGUCCUUUCUAUUCUGUCCUCUCUCCUCCCAAACCACAUUACCGCCACCACGAACACGAACGUCAACUUGACACAAUUUUUGGACACACGUGCUCGGAGAAAUGCUUGGAUCGUAUGGAACAAUUCGACAGGAUUCGUACAAGCCCGGUUCCGUAAUGGCUCUUUCGAUCCAGACACUGCUGCAGGAUUUACGGAAGGCAGUCGCGGAGUGUAUUCAUUAUCUCAAGGACUUGUUUGGGGUGAUUCGAUACAUGACUUGGUAGAGAGGAGGGGCGGAAUAAGUGGGUUUGUUGAUAGUUUGGAUGACUAUUUCAAUGGUCCAGAAGUAGAUUUCAGGAACGAGCCAGCCCACCAUACUCCAUAUCUCUACGCUCUUGCGUCGCCAGCCCAUGCAAGAUCAACCCAGAGUCUCGUACGGGAACUCGCUAAGGCCAAUUUCAACAACACACCGCAAGGUUUGAGUGGGAAUGAUGACUGUGGACAAACAAGUUCGUGGUACAUAUUCUCCGCGAUGGGUUUCUACUCUGUCGAUCCAGCGAGUGGGGAGUACGUUCUCGGAUCCCCUUUCUUCUCAAAAAUGACGGUACAUAUUCCGAAAUCUUUGGUUCAUGGAAAUGAAGACCCGCAUGGAGCGUAUAAUUCGAAGACGGACAGUUAUGUUCUCCAAAUCUCCGCGAAAGGGGCCGAGAAGAAGUGGCAUGUUGAGGAUGUCAGAGUGAAUGGGGUGUCUAAGAAAGAUACAAUGAGGAUCCAACACGAAGAUAUCAUUUGGGGAGGGGUUAUUGAGUUUGAUAUGACUGAUUAA
Messenger RNA from Marasmius oreades (fairy-ring Marasmius), 2433 nucleotides. RefSeq lists its product as uncharacterized. The transcript is spliced from 8 exons. Gene Ontology annotation, molecular function: peptide-N4-(N-acetyl-beta-glucosaminyl)asparagine amidase activity; carbohydrate binding. Gene Ontology annotation, biological process: protein deglycosylation; protein quality control for misfolded or incompletely synthesized proteins; glycoprotein catabolic process. Bases 1 to 2433 code for a protein of 810 amino acids. The record is from RefSeq and is a predicted model, not a curated record. NCBI's taxonomy places the organism in Eukaryota, Fungi, Basidiomycota, Agaricomycetes, Agaricales, Marasmiaceae. Gene Ontology annotation, cellular component: nucleus; cytosol.